Molecule: messenger RNA, 1122 nt
Organism: Parastagonospora nodorum SN15
Lineage: Eukaryota; Fungi; Ascomycota; Dothideomycetes; Pleosporales; Phaeosphaeriaceae
Exons: 4
Coding region: 1-1122 (373 amino acids)
Source: RefSeq, a predicted model, not a curated record
AUGGCGCAUAGCGAUGAAAGCUUAGCACGAUCAGGGGAACAGAAGGAAAGAAUCACAAUCGCUUUUCUGGCCCUGGCAUGGAUCUUCUUGUUACUUCGGAUCUGGACCCGGACAUUCAUCAUAUCCAAUUUCGGCUGGGAUGACUCAAUUAUGAUAUUGGCCACUUGGGUUGUGGUUAGCGAGGCAACCUAUGUUGUUGCGAUGAUGAUGUUGAAGAUAUCUCUGGGCAUCUUCUUCACGCGUAUCGUUGUCAAAACCUGGCAAAUAGGGCUUAUCUACGUCAACGUUGGUGUUAACAUCAUUUCUUCAGUUGCGACAUUCUUCUACGUCCUCUUCCGGUGUGGCUCGAAUCUCGACAUCUAUGCGGAUCAACAAUUCAUCAACCAGUGCACUUCGCGAACGCUGGAUCGCUUUAUGGCUUAUCAACAAGCUUCCAUAACUACUCUCACAGAUCUAGUAUUCGUCGUACUACCCAUCUUCGUUCUCUGGAAUGCGAACAUGAGUAGGAGAAGCAAGAUAUCCGUAGGCCUCAUCUUGAGCCUCGCCACUGCCGGAGUCAUAUGCUCGCUUCUUCGGUUUCGUUACGUGGAGGGCCUCACUGACACCGCCAACUUCUUCUGGGCUUCCGUCAACAUCGCCAUAUGGUCCACUAUCGAAUGCGGCACCAGUAUCGUUGCCGGUUGCCUCGCAACCCUACGUCCCCUGCUCAAACGCUUUGUCAUCACCGCUCGGUCUUCAACCGCACUGGGCAGCAGCUACAUCAAGCGAGCUAGCAGAAGCGUCAGAUCGAACGAGCGGUCCACUACGAGCACGAUCCCACAUUACAAUAGCGCAUCAAAAGAAGCAAAGGUUCGAGAGUCAACGAUUCUGCCUUCGAAUGGAGACACCCUCUUGGAGUUCUUGGCCCGACCGAAUGAGGAGGUGAUUAUGUUGAACGACAGGGGAGAGCACAGCAGAGAAAGCACAGACCGCAUAUGGCGACAGCCAAGUGUGAGUAGUGUGGCAUCACCGCCAUCGGCGUUGACAAAUGAAAAGAGGCAGACGAGACAUACUAGCUGGUCGUUCCGUAACGUUGGCUCUCAUGACAGAGGGACGAGCGAGCGUUCGUUCUUCAACGAUUAG